Topomyia yanbarensis is the source of this 2962-nucleotide messenger RNA. RefSeq lists its product as uncharacterized. Bases 122 to 2899 code for a protein of 925 amino acids. The transcript has 5 exons. NCBI's taxonomy places the organism in Eukaryota, Metazoa, Arthropoda, Insecta, Diptera, Culicidae. The record is from RefSeq and is a predicted model, not a curated record. Gene Ontology annotation, molecular function: protein binding.
GGGUUUCCACCUGCAGUGGUUGAUUCGUUUCGGUUUGAUUAUUGUAUUGCGAAACUCUUAGGUUUGAAAAGUUUUCUACCUAAAAUGGAUUUAUUGUGAAAAGUGUCUUAACGAACGAAAAAUGUACGGCAAACUGGCAGCCAUUUUUAUUGCUCUACUACUUACCUCGUCGAUGAUAACAUGCUUGAAAUCAGAGGAGUUUUGCCCGGAACAAUGUCACUGUGGCUACGAAAGUGUGGACUUCUUCGUGGACUGUUCCGGCUUAGGACUGUCUGAACUACCUCAUUUUCCACAAACUGACGUGCAAAUUCUCGACCUUUCUGAAAACAUGUUCACCUCCGUACCAGCCGAGUUAUCCCAAUUUUCGAAACUGCGUUACUUGGACCUAUCGUCAAACCUAAUUUCUGACCUUCCACCACACUCACUGGAAGGACUCAGCUCUCUCAAGCAGCUGAAUCUAGCCACGAACAAUAUCUCGAAUUGGGCUAACAUUUUCCCGAAUGAAUUACUGCGGAAAACAUUAUUCCUAGAGGAGUUGAGCCUGGCAGAGAACCCCUUUACAAGUUUUUCCAGUAACGAAGUCUCGUUAGUUCUGGUCAGUGCGUCAUUAAAAUAUCUGGAUUUGAGUAACUGCAAAAUAACGAAAAUAUCCGGAAAGGAGGUCAUUCAAGGAUUGGUAAAUUUGGAACACCUGAAGCUCACUGGUAAUCCAAUCCAUGGAAUUUCGGAUAUGACAUCCAGUAGUUUAAAGACGCUUGACUUGAGCAGCUGUAAGCUGAGUAGUCUUCAGCCUACGGCACUCAGUGGGUUGGAGUCCUUAGGUUAUAUAAAUUUAGCGAAAAACCACCGACUAUCGCUGUCGGCUCACGGAAAUGUUACUUCGCAAAGCUUGAAGCGGAUUAAUCUUUCGAACUGCAACAUGGAUUCGAUUGAUCUAGAGGGAUUCCCCAAUCUGAUGACUGCGAUAUUACGAGGGAACAUGAUUCGACAGCUAACAAGGGAUAGUUUCGCCUCGAAUCAGUUACUUGAGAACAUAGAUUUAUCGUACAAUGCCAUUAAUUCAGUUCAAAAUGACGCCUUCCGAGGACUAAAACAUUUGAAAAACUUGGAUCUUUCGUUCAACAUGAUCAAACAGAUGGAUGCAAAGAUCUUCAAGGACAACGAACUGUUGACUCAUAUCAACCUAAGCCGCAACUAUUUGUGGCGAUUACAGCGGCUCACCGCAUCGUCGCUGAUUCAUCUCAACGUGAGCUGGUGCGAGAUAUUGGCCAUCGAUGCGGAUGCUUUGGGAGCAAUGCCUUCAAUUGUAGAUCUGGAUCUAUCCGGAAACUUGCUGUUCGAAGUGCCCGACAGUACUGCGUCAGAUUCGCUGCAAUCGUUGGAUUUGAGUAUGUGUAGAAUUACAACGAUUAAGAACUCGACCUUCUCGGGACUACCGGCACUGUUGAGGCUGAACCUGUCCGGAAAUCGAUUCACGACACCGUUUCGGAUUGACUUUUUUGACGACAAUCCUUACCUGAGCGAAAUUUGGCUCGGCGAUAAUCCAUGGCGGUGUGAUUGUCGCAAUUCAGACUUCUUUCACUUCUAUGUGUUUCUAACUGAGCCGCCAAGAAGGGUCAGUGAUAGAAAACAACUUCGCUGUACCAGCCCGGAAGACUUCUACGGCGCAACCUGGGAAGCUGCGUGUCGUUCACUUUGGUAUCCUCAGGACGUCAUGGGAACUACUGAAAGAAUAUGGACCUACUUCAUGCUUGCGAUUCUCGCAUUUUUCGGAUUCUUCUGCAUUUACUCUCUGGUGAGAAGAUGUAUCGAUUCACGACGCAAAAUGGUAGCUGAACGUGAGCGCCAGGAAAAUAUACAGGAAAUGCGAGAGAUAGCCCGCGAAAAUCAGCUACGUAUGCGACAGGAAGCACAAUUAAAUGCACCGGAUAUACGGGAAUCACGACCUCCAGCAUACGAAGAUGCCAUUUUACUGCCAAAACUGGACGCUGCCUCCUUUGCAUCCUUAGAUGAACUUUUGCUGCGCGGUAAGCGCAAGAAAAAGCGACGACAGCGCCAAUCAAAUGACGAUGUAAACACAAAUACCAACGAAGAAGAGGACAAUGUUGAUCUUCGUCCAGGAAAUCGAUCCAGGAGCGAAAACGUUCUAUCCGUCAGAGGUACAGUUUACCAAGAGCCCACAGAUACUCUGAACAGAGAACAGCACUCUCCCAUUUACCAAAGACCAACGUCCAACAGGGUCGUUACAGCAACCGUAGUUGCCAACGUUCAUGCUUCGCCUUCCGAAUCGAGAGUUUCGCAUCAGGUACAGCAAUCGACAACUCCAGUAGAAGAGCUGCACUAUCAUUCCACCGAUAUUCUACAAGCUCUAAAUAGUACUAGCACAUCAAGUCCGGCAGCAUCUCGCUCCCUCGUCGUCUCCUCCCUUCAACCCCCGCAUAGUCCCGGACCUAGCCAGAGUGUCGAACAAAUCCACAACUUUGACGAAAGAAGCUACGAAAACAGUCCUUACGCACCGAGAAAAGUAAAACCCCUUCAACAUCUAAACCCAAACGGUAGCAUCGAAGAGAUCACCGAUUUCGAGGAUAAUGACUCCAGUCCCUACGCCAAACGUCGACUGAACCACAUGGCCAGCUUUAAGGGAGAUCGAGAGAAACCACCUCUACCGACGAGGCCUCCGCCUACCGUUCAGCAGAUGCUGCACGACAACGAUGACGAACUGGAGAUUCUGGUUGUGGAAGACUACUACACGAGGGAACAACCGAAGGGCGAUUUAGACGAGUACGCGUUGCUGACCGACGAGGAAGUUCGGAAGCCGGCAAGUUCCGACGGCAAAAAUGGAACCGAGUCAAGCGAUAGCAGCAGUAUUGAAGUUAUUCCAAUUAGUAAAGAAAAGUGAUACCCUAGUUUAUGGCAGUGUGUUGUAGCAAGAAUGAAUGAUUCAUAUCUGUAUUAUUAGCAU